GGUGCGGGUGACGCUCAGGGAUGCGCGUCCUGCGCUCCAACAACAAAGGAACCGCCCACUCCACGACGCGCACCGGCUGCCCGCCCGAGUGGCAGUAGGCUGCCUGCGCGGUAGUUGACACAAACACUGCGUGGAGCGAGCAGGCGCGGUAAUUCCCCCGGUAAAGCGUCCAAACAACAACAAGUAACCCGGCGGACAGCUGCGUCGGAGUUACUUAAACGAGCGGCAGCUUCGUUCCCAGUUUCUCUCAUUUGUUUUUGUCAUGGAUUGUUCUGGGAAAUCUAAGGCUGCACAGGUUUGUCAUCAACUGUUCAGAUUCCCACUAUUGUCUGGAGUGCAUCUGCUGUGGGGUCAGCUGGCAGAUACACACAUUCCCACCAACACCAGCAUGCGUCGUUCUGCGUGGCUCGGAUGCCGUCUCACCGCGCGCGUCUUCACUGAGCGUCUCUACGGCUACGGAGCAGUCAUGAAUCUGGCUCUGCGCCGGAUAGCGGGCGCCACCAUGAGCACUUUAACAACAGGUGUCCAGUAUCUCGGCUCCAACGACGCCAGCUAUGACGAGCUCUCCGCCGCCGACUCCACUCUAAUCAAGAAUGGAUUCCACUUCGAGAAGUCCCCCUCCGCCUCCAUCGGCAACUCCUUAUCUGGGCUUAUCCCUGGAAAUAAGGAGGGGAUUCACAGCGGCCUCUCCCCCAUUUUCCCGACCAACAUAUCGGCCUUCCUGCCUGGUAAUGGCACCCCUGUGGCGGGUGGAGGACCGGCGCAGUGUGGCGAGAACUCUGUGGACAAUCUGGAGUGUUUUAUGAUUCUGACUCCUGGUCAGCAGCUCGCCAUCGCCAUCUUGGCACUCACCCUGGGUACAUUUACGGUGCUGGAGAACCUAAUGGUGCUGUGCGUGAUCUUUCACUCCCAGACCCUUCGGUCCCGACCUUCCUACCACUUCAUAGGCAGCCUGGCUGUGGCCGACCUCAUAGGAAGCAUCAUCUUUGUCUACAGCUUCCUGGACUUCCACGUUCUCCACAGGAAGGACAGCCCUAACGUUUUCCUCUUCAAACUCGCCGGGGUCAUCGCCUCCUUCACGGCCUCCGUGGGGAGCUUGUUUCUCACCGCCAUCGAUCGCUACAUCUCCAUUCACAGGCCGAUGGCGUACAAACGCAUUGUCACGAAGACCAAAGCGGUGAUCGCCUUCAGCGUGAUGUGGACGAUCUCUAUAGUCAUCUCGCUGCUGCCGCUGCUCGGCUGGAACUGCAAGCGCCUCCACUCGGUCUGCUCCGACAUUUUCCCUCUCAUCGACCAGAAGUACCUGAUGUUCUGGAUCGGGAUGACGAGCAUCCUGCUGCUCUUCAUCAUCUACGCCUACAUGUUCAUCCUCUGGAAGUCCCACCACCACGCUGUCCGCAUGCUGAGCCGCAGCUCCCAGAGGAGCAUGAUCGUCUACACCGCAGAGGGGACCAAAGUCCAGACAGUGAGACCGGACCAGGCCCGCAUGGACCUGCGCCUGGCUAAAACCUUGGUCCUGAUCCUGGUGGCCCUCAUCAUCUGCUGGGGCCCGCUUCUCGCCAUCAUGGUGACCGACCUCUUUGGCAAGGUGAACGACUUCAUCAAGACUGUGUUCGCCUUUUGCAGCAUGCUGUGCCUGCUCAACUCCACCGCGAACCCCGUGAUCUACGCCAUGAGGAGCAAGGACCUGCGCAGGGCCUUCCUCAACAUCUGCCAUGCGUACCGGGGGGUGACGCAGGCUCUGGACAACAGCGCGGAGACCGACUGGAACACCAGGAGUGUGAGAGGCACAGCCAGUGGGGGAGGGAAAGAUGGCGCUGCAUGUGGGAAGCCUCAAUUAAAAGUGGCCCAGGUUACUGUCUCUGGAGCGACGGCGUCUUCGACUGCACAGCCGGUUUGAGGGAUGGGCUACAACUGUGACAUGAAGAUACUGUAGGAUAGGGUCUGAUCUGUAACUGUGACACGUGCCAAAACAUGACUUAGGUGCAACUGUUACGAACUUUACAUGCGUCAUCGUCUUUAGGUUGGACGUGCAAAAAAUCUUUUCAGCUUCGAGGUAGAAAAGUGUGACGUGCGCUUUUGCUCUUUCAGUUUCUUCGUGUUAGCAAAUAGCUUAGCAUAGCAACGCUGUGGCAGCAAAGCAAGGUGUGCAAAAUGAAAACACACCGCUUAUUAUUAAAAUUAGCAACUCAAUUUAAACUAGCUUUUCAUGACUUUUAACGACAUGAUAUGUGAAGUGAUGUGAAGUUCGCUGGUCGUUCAGUUUUACUGAAUCCAACUUGUAUUUAUUCUACUGUACUUUUGGAGUCAAACUUUGAGUAUGUUGGAUUUUUUUUAAUAAAUUAAAACGUCUGUGGUCAUUUGGGAAUGUUACAUGGCUGCUUUUCAACAAACAAUCAUGGAGUUUUGUGACAACUUGUGCUGCCACGUUCCUGUCAAAUGUCUACUGUGCCAUCGUGAACGGUUCAAUAAAUUGAUUACAUUUGU
Molecule: messenger RNA, 2487 nt
Organism: Betta splendens (Siamese fighting fish)
Lineage: Eukaryota; Metazoa; Chordata; Actinopteri; Anabantiformes; Osphronemidae
Product: cannabinoid receptor type 1B-like
Exons: 3
Coding region: 263-1900 (545 amino acids)
Biological process (GO): G protein-coupled receptor signaling pathway
Cellular component (GO): membrane
Molecular function (GO): cannabinoid receptor activity
Source: RefSeq, a predicted model, not a curated record